AUGGUCACCCGGGAGCGAGCUGAGAAUAGGGACGGCCCCAAGAUGCUGAAGCCGUUGGUGGAGAAGCGGCGCCGGGACCGCAUCAACCGCAGCCUAGAAGAGCUGAGGCUGCUGCUGCUGGAGAGGACCAGGGACCAGAACCUCCGGAACCCGAAGCUGGAGAAAGCAGAGAUACUGGAGUUCGCCGUGGGCUACUUGAGGGAGCGAAGCCGGGUGGAGCCCCCGGGGCUUCCCCGGUCCCCAGGCCAGGACGCCGAGACGCUCGCCGGCUGCUACCUGUCCGGCUUCCGCGAGUGCCUGCUCCGCUUGGCGGCCUUUGCGCACGACGCCAGCCCGGCCGCCCGCUCCCAGCUCUUCUCCGCGCUGCACGGUUACCGGCGCCCCAAGCCGCCCCGGCCGGAGGCCGCAGAUCCCGGGCUCGCGGCGCCGCGCCCACCGCUGGACCCCGCUUCACCCAUCCUCGGCCCCGCGCUGCACCAGGGCCCUCCCAGUCCCCGCCUCGCCUGGUCCCCAUCCCACUGCUCCCCUCGCGCCGGGGAUUCGGGCGCGCCGGCGCCUCUCACCGGACUGCUGCCGCCGCCGCCACCGCCUUCCAGACAAGACGGGGCGCCCAAGGCCCCGCCACUCCCGCCGCCCGCGUUUUGGAGACCUUGGCCCUGAGUUCUGGUUGCGGGGCGCCGGGGCGGGGAUUGGGGGUGGUGUAGAGACUCCAGCCAGAGGGCAGGAGAGGGAUCCGGGCGAGGAGGGGCAAGCGGGGCGCGCGGGCUCAGCGCGCGGGUGAGAUGUGGUCUAUAUUAGAGUAUCUAUAUAAAUAUAUAUUUUCCCAUCCCUUUCCCCUGGCCCACUACCCUGUGUGUAGCCUUGUACCCUCCCUCUUCCCUAGUCCGGUCCCAGUCCCUUCCCGAGUCCCUAGUGCAUGGAAUAAAAUCGUUAUUAAAUCCCGGUGUGUCCCCUAGCCAGGGGCCUGCCUUUAUAUCGGCGCCACGCCUACCUGCCCAUACCCUUCUCCCACCUUUAUUUAGGCCUGCUCUCCACGGCCCAAGCCCUGGGGGGGAGACAGGUAAGUAAAGAGCGGAGUGACAGACUGAGGUUGGAACUGAACUUUGUUUGUGGGUCUUUUAAAUAAAAGCCAAGGAAAAAAAGGUUCAAAACGAGAAAUAAAAUUAAAA
This is a messenger RNA of Mastomys coucha (southern multimammate mouse), 1169 nucleotides long. It is a transcript of the gene Hes7, whose product is annotated as hes family bHLH transcription factor 7. Gene Ontology annotation, molecular function: RNA polymerase II cis-regulatory region sequence-specific DNA binding; DNA-binding transcription factor activity, RNA polymerase II-specific; protein dimerization activity. NCBI's taxonomy places the organism in Eukaryota, Metazoa, Chordata, Mammalia, Rodentia, Muridae. The record is from RefSeq and is a predicted model, not a curated record. The transcript is spliced from 4 exons. Gene Ontology annotation, cellular component: nucleus. Gene Ontology annotation, biological process: regulation of transcription by RNA polymerase II; regulation of neurogenesis; anterior/posterior pattern specification. Bases 1 to 660 code for a protein of 219 amino acids.